Daphnia pulicaria is the source of this 1335-nucleotide messenger RNA. RefSeq lists its product as uncharacterized. The record is from RefSeq and is a predicted model, not a curated record. The transcript is spliced from 7 exons. The coding region runs from base 278 to 1093 and encodes 271 amino acids. NCBI's taxonomy places the organism in Eukaryota, Metazoa, Arthropoda, Branchiopoda, Diplostraca, Daphniidae.
AAAAAAGGCAAAAAUUCCCGUUGAUCACUUCCUCUAUAAAACUUUGGAUUUAAAUGUUAUUUCAAACCCCCAAACGAGCGAAUUUUAGAUUCAAAACAAUUUGUAAAUGUAGCUUUGCAGACAGGUAUUUGAGUUGUGCGCAUCCAAAACAACUGCAACAGCUGUGAAUACACUAGAUUAUAUCUAGCACGUACACCCUUUCAAAAGCGAAAUAUUCUACAUUAAUCGAUGCCAGUUCGCUUUUUACAUCACAACUGUUUGAGAGCAGCUAAUAACUAUGCGGUGGAUUCUGUUCUUGUCUGCCAUCGGUUUGGCAUCCGCUGGAGUGCUUCCACAACCCUCGGAGUUGUUGCGCAGUUUGCACACGUUGAUGAAUGUCGACGAGUUGGGACGGACAUUCGGCGUGGACAAUUCGUCGCAAGUUGAUGAGUACGAGGUCGUCUACAUCCGCCGCCAUCGAAGUUUCAUGCCCGAAGAUCCUCUUCAACGAAACGUCAGUCCCAAAACGAAGCGGAGUGGCCCUCGUGAAAAUCACGCCCAUUAUUCGUUCGCUGCCAACGGAAAGAACUACAACCUCAAAGUGCGUCCGAAUAACUUUCUCAUGGCGCCGCGUAUGAAGACGGUGGUGAGGAGCAGCGGAGAGCAAGUCAAAGAGAUUGAGGAGGAACAUCGUCGAGAAUGUCAUUUUCUCAACAUGGAUGGCGGAAUAGUUGCGGCUCUCAGUCACUGCAAUCAAAAUGACAUUCGCGGUUACGUGAUCGAUGGAGGGAGAUCUUUGGAGAUUCUACCGAUUCCUAUGCGACUUCGUCAGAUACUCCGUUUGCCUGUUGAAAAUGACAACUCGGUUGUUGGGGCCCACAUUCUCCGUUCCGUCGACCAAUACGAACGCCUAAGAGCUCACCAGGUUGAACUCCAAAAGCUUCGUACUCAAAUGAAACCAGACAUUCCUCAAGAAACAAUCCCGGUGGAAGUUAAUCUAAUUGAUACACAGAUCGCCAUUGGCGACAAAUCUAAAACCUUUCCCGAUACAAAGGGAAAUUCCAGGAAUGACAACAAGGACAGAGCUGCGCUGAACAAAAUCAGCGAACUAUGAAUCUUUGUUGAUUACAUGGCAGUGGAUCUGUUUAUGCCGUAUUUAGGAGCCAAAAAAUAUGGGAAACUACGUGAACUGAUUCUUACCUUUGUCAAUGCGAUGCAAGCGAUGCACCAUCUGCCUAGCCUGGGCCAAAAAGUCGACUUCACAAUCGUUUAAAUGAAAUUUCAGGAAAUGGCACCAAUUAAUUUGAUCAGCAGUGGAGAUCGAGGAAAACUUCUCGAUUCCUUCUGCGCUUUUCA